AUGAGUCUCAGUAAUAGUUACAAAUGUUCGAACAUGGAAGGAACAAUAUCGUACAGAUUAAUAUAUAACUGUACUAUAAUAGCUUUAUUUUAUCAGGACGAUUUACAAGAAGCGUUACGCUACGGAAAUUUACGGAAUGAAUUACGAAAUAUUAUACAAACAGCUUUUGAAAAGGUAGAAGAAAAAGUAGCAGAACUAAACGAAGAAAGGGAAAACAUAGUAGAUGAAGGACCCGACAAUCCUUUAGAGUUUGUAGCUUUGAAAGCGGUAAACUCUAUGGAAGAUUUAAACAACUUUAAUUUAGUUGAAGCGGAUAUUUCUGAAAUGAAUGAGGAAGCAAUGGUAGAUAAACUGAAUUCUGACCAAAAAAAAAGUAUUUGA
Molecule: messenger RNA, 381 nt
Organism: Parnassius mnemosyne (clouded apollo)
Lineage: Eukaryota; Metazoa; Arthropoda; Insecta; Lepidoptera; Papilionidae
Source: the annotation of a GenBank genome assembly